AUGAAGUUCAAUCUGGUGCUAGUUACUAUAGUAGCCACCAUUUUUGGAAUUGGGCUUGAAGGAUGCCAUUGCAAGAUUGUGCAGUUCAUUUUUGGAGACUCACUCUCGGAUGUUGGAAAUAACAAGUAUCUGUCUAGAAGCCUUGCUCAGGCAAGCUUACCUUGGUAUGGUAUAGAUAUGGGUAAUGGGUUACCUAAUGGAAGGUUCACUAAUGGUCGCACAGUUUCUGAUAUUAUAGGUGACAAGUUGGGCCUCCCAAGGCCUCCUGCAUUCCUGGACCCAUCUUUAACCAAAGAAAUUAUACUAGAAAAGGGAGUGAACUAUGCUUCUGGGGGUGGCGGCAUCUUGAAUGAAACUGGCACCUAUUUUAUUCAAAAGUUAUCUCUGGACAAACAAAUUGAGCUGUUUCAGGGGACACAACAACUAAUUAGAGGCAAAAUUGGAAAAAAGGGGGCAGAAAAGUUUUUUCGGGAAGCUAAUUAUGUUGUUGCUUUAGGGAGCAAUGACUUCAUCAACAACUACUUAAUGCCGGUUUAUAGUGAUUCAUGGAAAUACAAUGAUAACACCUUCAUGGACUACUUAAUUGGAACACUAAGAAGACAACUGAAGCUACUUCAUAGUUUAGGAGCAAGGCAACUCGUGGUUUUUGGGCUGGGUCCAAUGGGCUGCAUUCCCCUUCAAAGGGUGCUUAGUACAACUGGGAAUAAUUGUCGAGAAAAAGCAAACAAACUGGCUCUUAGCUUUAACAAAGCUACAAGUGAAUUAGUUGAUGACUUGGUGAAGCAACUUCCCGAUUCAAGUUAUCUAUUUGGAGAUGCAUAUGAUGUUGUUUAUGAUGUGAUUAGCUAUCCAAUUAAGUAUGGAUUCCAAAACGCAGACUCACCCUGUUGUUCCUUUGGGAGUAUUCGACCCUCCCUUACAUGCACACCUGCAUCAACACUGUGCAAAGAUAGAAGCAAAUAUGUGUUUUGGGAUGAGUACCACCCAACAGACAGUGCUAAUGAGCUAAUUGCAAAUGAGCUCAUCAGGAAAUUUGGAUUUUCACGUGUUGAUGAAACGGGUGUUCCUUCACCAGCACCUGCUGUUGCUCCAUCUCCAGAAUACUAA
Gastrolobium bilobum is the source of this 1107-nucleotide messenger RNA. Its product is annotated as GDSL esterase/lipase At1g74460-like. The transcript has 5 exons. Lineage: Eukaryota; Viridiplantae; Streptophyta; Magnoliopsida; Fabales; Fabaceae. Gene Ontology annotation, molecular function: hydrolase activity, acting on ester bonds. The coding region runs from base 1 to 1107 and encodes 368 amino acids. The record is from RefSeq and is a predicted model, not a curated record.